Molecule: messenger RNA, 1035 nt
Organism: Homo sapiens (human)
Lineage: Eukaryota; Metazoa; Chordata; Mammalia; Primates; Hominidae
Gene: MYL4
Product: myosin light chain 4
Exons: 8
Coding region: 163-849 (228 amino acids)
Biological process (GO): muscle contraction
Molecular function (GO): calcium ion binding
Source: RefSeq, a predicted model, not a curated record
GUGUGAGGCUUAUCAACUGCUCAAGUCAGCUCAUCUCUCUGGCUGCUCCGGCAUAUUUGAGAAGGUCUGUUUCCCUGGUCCUUCUGGGUUUCCACCAAUUGGCAAGAAGGGAUCAGCCUGUCCUAGAGAUCACUCCUCUGCCAAAGAUCCCAACAAGACAACAUGGCUCCCAAGAAGCCUGAGCCUAAGAAGGAGGCAGCCAAGCCAGCUCCAGCUCCAGCUCCAGCCCCUGCACCAGCCCCUGCCCCAGCUCCUGAGGCUCCCAAGGAACCUGCCUUUGACCCCAAGAGUGUAAAGAUAGACUUCACUGCCGACCAGAUUGAAGGUGAGUAUGGACAACCCCACCUCUCCGUCUCUAUUGCACUUUCCUGGAGGAGGAGGAGGAGGAGGAAGAAGAGGAGGAGUAGUUGUCCUCAUGAGUUCAAAGAGGCCUUUUCAUUGUUUGACCGGACCCCGACUGGAGAGAUGAAGAUCACCUACGGCCAGUGCGGGGAUGUACUGCGGGCCCUGGGCCAGAACCCUACCAAUGCCGAGGUGCUGCGUGUGCUGGGCAAGCCCAAGCCUGAAGAGAUGAAUGUCAAGAUGCUGGACUUUGAGACGUUCUUGCCCAUCCUGCAGCACAUUUCCCGCAACAAGGAGCAGGGCACCUAUGAGGACUUCGUGGAGGGCCUGCGUGUCUUUGACAAGGAGAGCAAUGGCACGGUCAUGGGUGCUGAGCUUCGGCACGUCCUUGCCACCCUGGGAGAGAAGAUGACUGAGGCUGAAGUGGAGCAGCUGUUAGCUGGGCAAGAGGAUGCCAAUGGCUGCAUCAAUUAUGAAGCCUUUGUCAAGCACAUCAUGUCAGGGUGAAGCAGAGUCUUCCAGGUGCCUGGCCCUUGGCUUUAGCCAUACCAGGGUGAGUUAAAGAGAGGCCCCGGCUGGGUGAGCUGAGAUGGAGUCCUCGACUUAUCACCACACCACUGCCCCAAGGACCUUACAGGCCCUCCCUGUUAAUAAACAGCUCUAACACGGCCAGGCUGGGCUCUGGGAUUCUGA